This is a messenger RNA of Lingula anatina, 3284 nucleotides long. RefSeq lists its product as uncharacterized. Gene Ontology annotation, cellular component: chromocenter; nucleus. Gene Ontology annotation, molecular function: DNA binding; chromatin binding. The record is from RefSeq and is a predicted model, not a curated record. Lineage: Eukaryota; Metazoa; Brachiopoda; Lingulata; Lingulida; Lingulidae.
UCUUGGGUAAUUUCAGCCAUUUUUCUGGGAAAGGUAGAAAAUGUAAAACAUCACUAAAACCAGGCUUAUUUUUCCACAUAUCAUAAACAAAGGGCCCGUAUAUUAUUUCAGAGGGUUUCCUCUGAAGAUUGCAAAGGGGCAAGUGUUACAGAAAUAAAAAACAAUGUAUGACAAGGUUACCUAAGGAUUAAAAUAAUUUUUCCUGAACCUUCGAAGAACAGUUCACUAUCAAAAAAUGAAUCAAAUAUGUGAAGUGGCCUGGACUGGGUAAAGUGAUAAGAAACACGUUGCAUUUGGAGCGACAGUGUGUUGGCUAUGACAGCGUGUAUGGUGUGACAUAGUGACCCAUGUAGCAGCAUACAUUGUCAUAAUGAGCCCUGUACACCAUGGCAUCACAUCAGGAGAGAAUUACACCAUCAGAUGCUGUGUUUUUUAGUAACAAUGUGGAUACCAGCAAUUUAUCAGAGAACACAACAAAGAUUUUGUUUCACUCUUCUUCAAGUAGCACAACAACAACAACAACAACAACAACAACAGUCCCUGCUGGUGGAGUCUUUGAACUUAAUACCACAGCGCCUCUGGAUAUUAACGCAGUAAAAUCUGCUACGGUAGACACCAGUAGCGAAUUACAAGCCCAGCGUCAUGGAGCACUUUCAGCAGGCCUCAAAAGGCCAGGCAUGUCUCAGAAGAGAGAGCUUAUGGGCAUGAUCAGUGAGAAACAUGCACGGGAUGCUGUCAUGGCUUUAGUUGGCAGCAAGGCUAAUAAUAACAAAAAUGAGACACUUCUCAGUGCGUCAGUUUUAGAGGCUACCCAGAGUUUUGACGUCAGUGUGAAUUCUUUGAUGUCAGGUUCUUUACCCAGGGAUCUGGAAACUACCACUAAUUUGUCAGAAGGUUCCACCAUGUUUAAUAAUCCAGGUGAUCAUUCGUGUGUUGGGUAUUAUGGUGCUGCAUCAGUGCCAGAUACCAAUGACUCUCUUGCAUCAGGAGAUGGAAGUGUUAAGGUUGUGAAUGAAAACAGUACUGGACUUAACACUGCUAUGGGUGAUAUGUUGAAUGACAGCAGAGGAUUGGCUGAGAUUAAAAAUAUACAUAGCAACUUUUCAAAUGCACACAAUUGCUUGGAUAUGGAAACUAUGUUGCCGCCUGGCUGUUUGGUUGAAAAUAAAAGUGUUCAGGCCUUUGCUGGAAGAACCGCAGUUGGGGAUGAUAACAAUAUGAUUCCAGAGUGUCCUUGUCCGACAGAUAUAGAUGUCUCAACCAACAGCAACCAUAUAAGAGGUACAUUAUAUACACCACACACAGCUGUGGGGUCUACUCACUGUGUUGGCACUUUACACCUCUCAGUUAAGGCAACUGAUGUGACCAUUUUUACCAACUGUGAUGAUGGUUCUUUGGCAGAGUCAACCGCAGUGACUUCAUGUAUAGAAAAAAAGGGCAAGGAAGGUAUAGCUGUGCAAGGCAGUGAUGCUAUCGUAGAUAACACCCCUUCAUCUGUGGAUAACACUCCUCAAAAAGGCAUAAAAGUAGACACAGAGAAUGUCCCUGUUCAAGGUGGACUGGUCAGUACACGGCCAUACAGUUAUGGUGAUCCUAAGCAACUCCCUCUUGUCAGUGCACACUGGGCAGCAGAGCAGUCCCAGCAGCAGAAUAUUGGUGCGCUAUCGCCUAACAGUGCUGCAGCUGCUGCUAGUGCAUGUGGAAAUGGACAAGGAGGCAGUGAAAUAACCCGAGUGACUAAUUCUUGCCAGUUGAAAAUGUCUGUGACAUUUCCAGAGGCAGCAGGACUGGGGCAGCCGCAGCAGCAGAAUUGGAGCUUGGAGUCUGAUAGCGCUUUGUUGGAUGCUGAGUCACAUGAGUUACCACAGGGUGAUGACACAGAGAGUGAUACUCGAGACAGUGAAAUGGAAACUAUAAACUUGAAUAUUGCAACAGGUGCUAGUACGCCAAAUGAACUGAUAGAUGGUUGCGAAGUGGAAGAGAGUGACACCCAAUCAUCACUUUUGGAACAUGGGACUGAAAACCUGCCAAUUGCCACAGGAGGGUCAGGCAGCUGUUUACUCCCUGGAAGUGACAAUCCAUUCCUCACCUCGGUCAUUUCUACUAGUCCGCCCACCCUGACCGGGGUCUCUCAUAGCGUGUCAAGGAGUACCACAAGUCUGGUGACCACCCAGGCAGCUGGUUCUGCAGCCCUAGCUAGUGUGUUAAGUUCAGUCUCGGCAAGUCCCCCUUAUACCUUGCCAACCAAUAUCAUAUGUACAUCUACUGUGACAGAUCUGAUGGCGGCUGCAGCAGUGGCCAACUCUCCCUACCCUCUGACGGGAAAUCUUCCUGCUGUAAUUCCUAUGUCAAACUCAAUGUUGGGAUUAGGACCUCUGACUGCUAAUGUUGCUGGUCUCCUCCCCACUGGGACUAAUAAUGCAUUGACUUCAAUACCUUUCUUAAUUGGUUGUGUUCCACCUAACAUGCCCACAGUUUUACCAACAAAUUUGAUUCCAUUAUUGGCAGGAGGAGGUGGGCAAGCAUUAGUGGGCGUUCCUGUGAGUCAAAUGACUGCUGCCAUGGCAACAUCAAUUCAACCAACAACACAGGACCCCAUGAAUAAACAACUUUUAGAAUCUCCACCACAACAGCAUCACCAGCAACUUGCAUCCCAGAUGAUGCCACAAGAUCAAAAUAAACAUAUUCCUUCAUUAUCCACAGUCACAAAUAUGAUAACGCUCACAAACUCUUCUUCCAACCAUGGGAGCAGUAAUUUUACUGCUUCAGCCCACCUGGCUGCCAUGGCUACCGGCUCUGGACCCCAGUCAGAUGUAACCAUGGCAACUAAUACUGCUGCAGUGACUUUCACCACAUCCACCCCAGUCAUGCAGGCCCUAUUGAAUGCCCCUCCCGUCAUUGCUAGAGUUUUACCCAAUGAUAAUGCAUUAUUUCACCCUGGCAGUAGUGUUCCCAUGGCAACAAAUGACAUGUCUACUCCACCACCCCCUAGAAUCACAGCAUCAGCCGUAACACCAUUGCCAAUGACAGUGAACACUGUCAGCAAGGAGUUGAAUGCUGAAAAUGUGCCACCAACACCAUCAACACCAUUAUCAUCAUCAUUGUCUGUGAUAGGCUCUAGUAGCAAUGUUAUUUCCAUGGAGGAUGUGAGCACUGGUGCUGUAACCAUGACAAUGGGAGAGGAGGGUUGUUCCACUGGAGAGAAGAACACACAAGAGACAGUUCCAGUGCCAUUUGGCUGGUCAAGACAUCUAGAAAAUGGGGCUGUGACAUAUUACAGGUAA